AUGAAAUAUGUUCAGAAGGACGAUGAAGAAAAGGAUGUUGCUCUGUCUCCCGCGAAACAAAAUGAGUCAUCAUCGACACGCCGAUCCCUCAAGAAUGGUAUCUCCCACAGAAAUACUUUUCCGGCAUUCACCAUUAAAUUAGGGAUAUCGGUACUUGUUGCUUUGGGAUGCCUAUUUGAAAUUAUGGCCAACAAGAAUCGAUACGCUAAAUCGUGGAAAGGGCAAUCCAAUCAGGAACAAAGACGCGUUUCACCAAAUAAUAAGAGCCAACUCAAGACCGACUUCUCGCCUCAAAAGCUAUCGGCCAAUAUGGACGAUCCCCGAGUAUUGAAUAUUCAUGUCGUUCCUCAUACCCACGACGAUGUUGGAUGGCUGAAAACUGUCGAUCAAUACUACUAUGGUCUUAAUAAUACAAUUCAACAUGUUUGUGUCAAGGAUAUUCUUGACACAGCCGUGGCCUCUCUCCUGGAGCAUGAGAGUCGGACAUUUACCUAUGUCGAAUCCAAGUUCUUCAGUAUGUGGUGGAACCAGCAGACCGAUGCUGUGAAGGAUUCGGUUCGGUAUUUGGUAGCCAACAAGCAGUUGUCUUUUUCAAAUGGAGGAUGGAGCAUGCAUGAUGAAGCAGCGACGCAUUUCAUGGGAAUGAUUGAUCAAACCACUUUGGGACACGAGUUCCUGAAGAGAGAGCUGGGAGUUAUUCCAAAGGUGGGGUGGCAGCUUGACCCAUUUGGCCAUUCAGCUUCACAAGCUUCUCUGUUCACCCAUAAGAUGGGUUUCGACGCUCUCUUCUUUGGACGCAUGGAUUAUCAGGAGCUUCGCCUACGUCAGCUUCAAAGGUCAUGUGAAGGUUUGUGGAAUGCGAGUGAGAACCUUGACGAUUCCACGAUCUUCUGGGGUCUUACCGGGAGCUAUGUUGGUAAUUAUGGCAAUCCGCAAGGAUUUUGUUUUGAUGAAGUACGAUGUGGCGAUCCGUCGUUGUUGCCGAUGAAUAAAAGUGCGCUUGUGUCUCAUAUGACAGAUUUCUUGGACCUGAUUCGAGUCCAAGCUGACAUGUCGCAAGGCAAUCAUAUCAUGAUUACGAUGGGCUCGGAUUUUCAUUAUCAACAUGCCAGUUACAAUUAUGCCAACUUGGACAAAUUGAUCCUUUCUCUGAACAUGUUCCAGGGCUUAGGCAUUAUUGACAUUCCUGAAAUCUUCUCUCCUCGAUUUGAACAAGUCAAUAUCUUUUUCUCUUCCCCAGAGUACUAUACUAAAUGCAAGCACGACGAAUUACUCAAAACACAAAGAGACAAGACGGUCAAUGGCAUUCGGAAAGUGGAAUAUGGUAUCAAGAAAGAUGACUUCUUUCCCUAUGCUGACCGGGAACACGGCUUUUGGACGGGAUACUUUACGUCAAGGGCAAGUCUCAAACGACACGAACGUGUUGGGUCUUCCUUUUUGCUUGCCGCUCGUCAAAUUGAAACAAUGGCGGACGUCGAUGGUGCCCCUUGCGAUUGUGAUGAAAUGGAUGCUGCAAUAUACGAGCUUGAGGAUGCACUUGGGGUAAUACAGCAUCAUGACGGAGUGUCGGGAACUGCCAAGCAACAUGUCGCAAACGAUUAUUCCAAGAGACUACAGAAAGGAAUUGAUGCUGCUGUUUCAGUUACCUCUGCAAAACUCGGUAGACUUGUAUUUGGAUUGAAUGCGACAAUUGAUAACUUGACUCUUUGUCAAAAGCUGAAUGAAACGGUUUGUGACGUUUCACAGGCUGGAACACACGAACCAAACAGCACCACUGUCAGCGUGAUUGUGUACAAUGCUUUAGGCCAACCUCGAUGGACCCCAAUUCUGUUGCCAGUCUCUUCUGCUGGUUUGUACAGUGUUCGGUCAGGUGGCGAUCCGAACAGUACUGCAACGAUCAUUUCAUCACUCCCGUCACUCAAAAGUACAGCUACCGGAGCAGCAUCGUUUGUGCUGCCGCUGGAUACAGGCGUCCUUCCUGCGUUGGGUGCCAAGAUGUAUCAAGUGGCAUUCAUUGGUGGCUCUGACUCACAGUCGAUCGACGAUGACGAACCCUUCCUCGAUUCUGUCACUACUGAGCAAAGGAUUCUGGCUUCUGAGUCCGAUAGCAGGAAGGAAGAUGUCGAGUACUCGAAUGGUCUGGUGACGGCUGUUUUUGACGGAACCACCGGAGAGCUAAAGAGUAUUACUGCAUCCAAUUUCACAUUGGAAGCCUCUCACGAGUGGGGAUACUAUACAUCAUGGGACUACAACAUCGAUGGAAAGUAUGAAAGCGAUAAGCAAAACUCGGGGGCUUACAUCUUUCGCCCGAGUUCACCCGAUCAAAAACUCAUCACGGUGAAACCAAAGUCUGCCAACUUCCAACAAACGGCUGGCUUCAUGGAGGUUCACAUCGAGUAUGACGAACCGUGGAUCCAAUCCACGUAUCGCAUCUUGCCUGGACAACCUCAUCUGGAGGUAGAGUACACCGUUGGUCCCAUUCCAGUUGCCGAUGGAGUCGGAAAAGAAGUAGUUUCAAGAUUCUGGAGUCCAAUUAAAAGUUCUGGCACCUUUUACACCGACUCCAAUGGUCGAGAAUUCAUGGAACGUCGAAAGAACUACCGCCCUUCAUGGGAUCUCGAUGUAUAUGAGCCGGUGGCAGGAAACUACUAUCCAGUGAAUGCUGCAAUCUAUGUCGAAGAUGAAUCCAAGACAUCUGGUUUCGCCAUUGCUGUUGACAGAAGUCAAGGAGGCGCUUCGCUGCAUGAUGGGUCGAUUGAGCUGAUGGUUCACCGACGAACUCUUGCGGACGAUUCUCGUGGCGUAGGUGAACCGAUCAAUGAGACCGAUGGUGGGGUGACACCAUACCCACCAUUUGGAAAUGCCACGAGGUAUGGCAGAGGUCUUGUUGUCCGAGGAAAGCACAGAAUAAUGGUUGGCGGAAAGGGUGGCGCUACACUAGCCCGCUCGAUGAUGGACUCUUCUUUUGCAGAUCCGUUAGUCUUUGUGGGAUCCUCCAAGGGAAUGCAGGGCCUUUCUGUGCAAGCGUCCAGCAUUACAGGCAUCGGGAAAGACUUGCCUGCAAAUGUGAUGUUGAUAACUCGCCGCCGGUGGACAGACGCCACCUCUUCCAAAUCGGAGAAGCAGUUUUUGAUACGACUUGGACAUCAGUAUGGACUGGGAGAAGAUGACGAGCUGUCAAAUCCUGCGGCAGUCGAUCUUGUUGACUGUCUGCCUGAAUAUGAAAUUACCGAGGUUGUCGAGCUGACUUUGUCUGGAAACCAGAAGAUUGAAGACUGGGAAAAGUCAAGACUGGUAUGGACUGCCAGUGCAUCACUGUCCUCCAAUGGUACUAGCAUUGAUCUGAAAGAUACUGCAGUGGAGCUGCAACCGAUGGACAUUCGUACUUUCCGAGUUACUGUCAAGAGUUGA
Cylindrotheca closterium is the source of this 3411-nucleotide messenger RNA. The record is from the annotation of a GenBank genome assembly. Lineage: Eukaryota; Bacillariophyta; Bacillariophyceae; Bacillariales; Bacillariaceae.